Cadophora gregata is the source of this 1258-nucleotide messenger RNA. RefSeq lists its product as uncharacterized. NCBI's taxonomy places the organism in Eukaryota, Fungi, Ascomycota, Leotiomycetes, Helotiales, Ploettnerulaceae. The coding region runs from base 349 to 996 and encodes 215 amino acids. The record is from RefSeq and is a predicted model, not a curated record. The transcript has 5 exons.
UCUUCUUCUUCUUCUUCUUCUUCUGGUUUGAUGUUGUUCCUGCGUCGAGCAAUUGAAAGAGCCUCCUCAAGCGUCAAGUUAUGACCUUAUUCCCGGGUGUUGCACUAGUUACGGGUGCAGCUUCAGGUAUGGCCAAGAUUCUCGUGCUCUUCUGUCCAAUCAUCUCACCGCUUUUUAUUUCACUCUCCAUCUCUGUCCACCCUUGAUUUGCAAAUAGUCCCUAUGUUGAUAUCAAAGUGACCUCAAGGGAUUGGACGCGCCAUUGCAAUCUCCUUCGCACUGGAAGGAUGUCCCCAAAUCGCAAUAUGUGAUCGCAACCGCGAGGGGCUGCUCGAGACUGAGAAGUACAUGAAAGAAGUCUCCUCACUCGCGGAGGUUAUGGUGUAUCAGGUGGACAUGCUUGAGGAGGAACAAGUGGAAUGCAUGGUACAAGCUGCUGUGUCUGAAUGGGGGCGUGUGGACUAUGCUGUUAACGCUGCCGGAGUAAUCGGCAAUAACGAGCGUUCAACCUCGACAAGCGCCUAUAAUUUCGAUCUCAUCAACAACAUCAACUACCGCGGCACUUGGCUGUCGUCACGAGCAGAGCUUGUUCAGAUGCUGAAGCAAGAGCCUCUGCCUACUCAUGACGGGAGGCUAGGGAAUAGAGGCAGUAUUGUGAAUAUUGCAAGUCAGCUGGGUGUCGUGUCGAGACCGAACGCACCUGCAUACUGUGCGUCAAAAGCAGCCGUCAUCUCUAUGACCAAGAGCGACGCGAUCGAUUAUUCCAAGGACAACAUUAGAAUAAACUGCGUGUGUCCUGGUGUCAUCGCUACACCAAUGACACAAGGUGAUGCCGAGUUCGCCAAAGUCCUAGAACCAGCUGUGGGUAUUGCGCCGAUGGGGCGAAUGGGGACGGCGCAGGAGAUCGCAGAUGCAUGUUUGUUCUUGUGUAGUAGCAAGGCUACAUUUGUGCAAGGUCAUGCUUUAGUGGUUGAUAGCGGAUAUGUGAUUAACUGAAGACUUAAGUUCUCUUGGUUACAUUUUAAGUUGCAGAUACCCUUCCUGUCCUAGAUGUUUGCUAGUAAAUGGAGAUUCUUGUUUAGCUCUGACUUUGACUGUUGUCCCUGGUGUAAAAAAGGAAGUAAGUAGUUGUAAGGGGGUUUUAUCUCCCUAAAUCAAAGAGAAAUAAUAUGUUGAUAUUCUAGGACCGACCGAUCUGUAGAAGAUGCUCUCAUAUCUAACUUGGAUCUUUUGAUUACCGGAAAUUAAUCGAGCCUAG